UCCUCUGCUGACACGCGCAUAUACACAGCGACUCGUCUCCAUUUUUGUUGUCAAUAUUUUGGAAAUCGGAUUGUGUUCUUACAUCGGCUGUCUUACAUCCUGCCUUUUUCGAGUGAUUCCGGUGGUUUCCCUGCAGGCAGAUCACCCCAGGCAGUCACGAUGGCCACCCUAUCCUUGCGUAUCUACAUCCCGGAGAAAAACGCCACGAAGACGAUGCAAUUCGACCCGAGCACAUCCGUUUACGACGCUUGCCGUAUUAUCAGGGAGAAGCUCGUCGAAGCGAGCAACAUGGGCCAACCCAAGGACUACGGACUAUUCCUUGCCGACGAGGACGUCAAGAAAGGAGUCUGGCUGGAGCCAGGACGGAAUCUCGAUUAUUACAUUCUGAGGAACAGCGAUCUUCUCGAGUACCGGCGCAAACUGCGGACCCUCAGAGUGCGCAUGCUGGAUGGAACGCUGAAGACACUGCUAGUGGAUGAUAGUCAACCCGUCGCCAAUCUCAUGGUAGUAAUUUGCACGAAGAUAGGCAUCACGAAUCAUGACGAAUACUCGCUGGUGCGGGAGCUGGCCGACGAGGAGACCGAGAAUCAAAAGCCGGGCAAUUUCGGCACCCUCACCCUCAAGAGAAAGAAGGAGGAGAAAGGCGAACGGGACGCGAAGAUGGACCAGCUCAGGAAGAAACUGAAGACCGAUGAUGAAGUGAAUUGGAUAGAUCCCAGUAAGACGUUGCGGGAGCAAGGAAUAGACGAGUCGGAGACGGUGUUGCUGCGGAGGAAGUUUUUCUUCUCGGAUCAAAAUAUCGACAGCCGGGAUCCCGUGCAAUUAUCUCUUUUGUACGUUCAAGCAAGGGAUGCAAUUCUAGACGGCACGCAUCCGGUUACUCAGGAGAAAGCUUGCAUUUUCGCCGGGAUACAAUGUCAGAUACAAUUUGGCGACUACAAGGAGGACAAACACAAACCGGGCUUUCUCGACCUGAAGGAGUUCUUGCCCCAAUCAUACGUGAAGGUAAAGGGUAUCGAGAAGAAGAUCUUCGCGGAGCACAAAAAGCACGCCGCCGUCUCCGAGCUCGACGCCAAAGUCCUUUACACGAAAACGGCAAGGUCGUUGAGCACAUACGGCGUGACGUUCUUCCUGGUAAAAGAAAAGAUGAAAGGCAAGAACAAGCUUGUGCCGCGUUUGCUCGGCGUCACGAAGGACUCCGUGCUGCGACUCGACGAGAAGACGAAAGAGAUCUUGAAGACCUGGCCGCUGACCACUGUCCGACGUUGGGGAGCCUCUCCGAACACGUUCACCCUCGACUUCGGCGAUUAUUCCGACCAAUAUUACAGCGUGCAGACCACCGAGGCCGAGCAGAUUUUACAGCUGAUUUCCGGUUACAUCGACAUCAUCUUGAAGAAGCAGAAGGCCAAGGAUCACUUCGGCAUCGAGGGAGACGAGGGCUCCACUAUGGUUGAGGACAGCGUGUCGCCUCUAAAAGCAACAUUCAUGCAACACGCAACAAGCAACGUCGGCAAAGGAAAUGUAGAAGCUGUAUCAGUGGCUAUACCAGCAGUCAUGAGAGUCGGAGAUGGGGCUCGACCAUAUGAGACUGGGCACAUGGGCGGUGCUCAAUACACGACUGUCAGCGGCCAGGUGAACAUCGCUCACGCUCCACCGAUGGUGCAACAAACCAAGGUCACAUCCGUCCUGUCCGAACCACAACGUGCCUUACUAUCGACUAUCACCGCUGGUCACGAGGUGAUCCAUAUCGCGGAGACUGAGCUGUCCUGCAAGGCAUCGCUGCCCGAGCUCGGGACGGAUCCAGCCUCUUUGAAAUGGAUCGAACAGACCAUAGAUACGCACAAGCAGAAUGUCGGCUCGCAAAUCGCGGCGAUGAACGCCGCGACCGCGCAGGUUGUCACCUUGACUUCCGGUCCGGCCGACGACGUGGAUCACACCGCGGUGGGCGCAGCGAUCACUACAAUCGCGAACAACCUACCCGAGAUGACGAAGGGCGUCCGGAUGAUCGCCGCCCUUAUGGAGGACGACACUUCCGGUGACAGGCUCCUGGACGCCGCCCGCAAACUUUGCUCGGCGUUCUCCGAUUUAUUGAAGGCUACCGAGCCUGAGACCAAAGAGCCUUUCUACAUAACGCCUAUCUACGAUAAAUACCCGAGACAGAGCCUGUUGAACGCAGCAUCUCGCGUGGGCGAGGCUUCGCACCAAGUGUUAACAACCAUUGGAGAAGAGAACGACUCGAACCGGGAGCUGCAAGAUAUGUUGCUUGCCCUGGCAAAGGCGGUAGCUAAUUCAACUGCUGCAUUAGUUUUGAAAGCGAAGAACAUAGCAGCCACUUGCGAAGAUUCAGCCACCCAAAACCGUGUGAUAUCCGCUGCCACACAAUGUGCCCUAGCUACAUCGCAGUUGGUCGCGUGUGCCAAGGUCGUCGCACCUACGCUGCAGUCUCCAGCAUGUCAGACGCAACUGAUGAAUGCCGUUAGGGAAGUGACAAGAGCUGUCGAAGGAUUGGUGGAGGUGUGCAACGAGACCUGCAACGAUGACAAUCUUCUGAAGGAACUGAGCGCAGCAGCAUCUGAAGUCAGUAGGACCUUGAACGACCUGUUGAACCACAUAAAGACAGCCACGAGAGGCGAACGUGCCAAAGAAACAGUACAAGAGGGUGCGGUAGAGACGAUACUGAUAGCGACAGAUAAGUUAUUUGCCAGUACUGGAGACGCUGGAGAAAUGGUCAGGCAAGCAAGAGUGGUUGGUCAAGCAACCGCUCAGUUGAUCCAGAGUAUAAAAGGUGAAGCUGAGAGGCAGACUGACUCUGAGCAGCAGUGUAGACUGCUGGCUGCAGCUAAGAUGCUGGCUGACGCUACUGCAAAGAUGGUUGAAGCUGCUAGACAAUGCGCCAGCAGUCCCCACGACGCUAAGAUGCAAGACCAACUGCGGCAGGCUGCAGAAGAACUCAGAGCAGCGACCACCGCAGCAGCCACUCCGGCUUUGAGAAGGAAAUUAAUCACGAUAUUGGAAGCUUGCGCGAAACAGGCUGCUUCUACCGCUACCCAAUGCAUAGCUGCCGCAGCAGGAGUUGCACAUCACAACACUAACCCGUCUAGUCAGAAGGAAUUAACCACAGAAUGCCAAACCAUGAUGCAGCACAUACCACAUCUAGUAGCAGGCGUGAAAGGUGCCCAAGCACAGCCAGAUAAUCCCACGGCACAAUUGAAUUUAAUCGACGCGUCUGAGCAGUUCCUGCAGCCUGGCAACUCUGUAGUGAAAGCUGCCAGAGCGGUUCUACCAACGGUCACCGACCAGGCCUCGGCGUUGCAGUUGAACAACACCUCUCAGCAGUUGGGUGCUUCCUUGACGGACUUGAGGUCUGCUGUAACUCGUGCCAGAGAAGCUUGUGGCGGUUUGGAGCUGGAUGCUGCUGAGGAAUUGAUCAACAGCCUCAAGGAUGAGUUGGCCGAGUUUUAUAGAGCUGUUGAAGCCGCAUCUCUGAGACCUCUGCCAGAUGAGACAACAGAAUCCACAGCUCUUCGACUAGGCGCCACGUCGAAGAACGUCGGAUUCGCAAUGGCCCGACUUCUAUCCGCUGCUAAGCAAGGAAAUGAGAAUUAUACCGGAAGUGCAGCCAGAGAGACUGCAUCCUCAUUGAAGGACCUGACUUAUGCUGUUCGAGGCGUGGCUGCUACGUCGGAUCAACCUGAAACGCAGAAGAAGGUGUUGAUGACAGCGGACGAUGUUGUCCUGAAGUCCCUGCGUCUUGUCAAAGAGGCGAGGCGAGCCCUGAAAAGUCCUGACAAUCCUGAGAACGAAGCUAACUUGGCUGCCGUCGCUAAAGAUGUGUCGAAUUCUUUGAACAAGUGCGUCUCCUGCUUGCCUGGUCAAAGAGACGUCGACGACGCGAUCAAGAAUAUCGAGGACAUGACGCAGGUGCUCGGCAUGAACGAAUACCCGCAAACCAACAAGAGUUAUGGACAACUACAAUCCGACUUGAACAACGCAGCCGCAAAUCUAAACGACGCUUCCUCGAGUGUAGUCUCAUCUGUGCGCUCUCCAGUGCAGCUAGCGAGCUCCUCGAAACAAUUCACCAACGCUUUUGGAGAUCUGUUAGGUGUUGGAAUGGAAAUGGCAGGUCAAACAACGAUCGACACUCGCAGUCAGAUGGUGGUGUCCUUGAAGAACGUCAGCAUGACAUCGGGCAAGUUGUUGGUGACUGCUAAAACGGUAGCUGCUGACCCCAGUGCACCAAACGCGAAGAACCAGCUAUCUGCUGCUGCCAGAGCAGUGACCGAUUCCAUCAACUAUCUCGUCGACGUCUGUACAUCUGCAGCACCUGGUCAAAACGAAUGCGACAACGCCAUCAGAAAUAUCCAAUCGAUGCGAUCUCUGCUGGACAACCCAAGCGAGCCUAUAUCCGAUGCAUCGUACUUCGAGUGUCUCGAAACGGUUAUGGAGAAGAGUAAGAGUCUGGGCGAUGGAAUGACUGGCAUAGCUAAUCACGCUAAGAAGUCGGAGCACGAGCAGUUCUCUGUGGCUGUUCGAGGAGUAUCUUCAUCUAUCUGUGGCCUGAUCGAAGCAGCAGCUCAAGCAGCAUACCUGGCAGGCGUGAGCGAUCCAAGUUCAGUCGCGGGGAAACCAGGACUCGUAGAUCAGGCUCAGUUCCUGAGAGCCGCGCAAGCCAUCCACACCGGUUGUCAAAGUCUUGGAAACCCAACCAGCACCGAGCAACAGGUCCUGUCAGCUGCUACCAUGAUCGCAAAGUACACGAGCGCGCUAUGCAACGCUUGUCGGGAGGCUUCCAACAAGACCAGCAAUCCGGUCGCUAAGAGACACUUCGUUCAGUCGGCUAAAGACGUUGCCAACUCCACAUCCGCUCUAGUGAAGGAGAUCAAGGCACUCGAUCAGAAUUAUUCCGAAGCUAACAGGGACAAGUGUGGCGAAGCCACAAAACCGCUUCUAGAGGCCGUUGAUAAUCUAUGUACCUUCGCUGGAUCGCCCGAGUUUGCCAGCCAACCUGCAAAGAUUUCCAUCGCUGCUAGAGCUGCUCAAGAACCAAUUACCAGCGCAGGAAAGGCCAUCAUCGAUGGUUCUUGUGCCAUGGUGCGAGCAGCUAAGAGCUUGGCGGUUAGUCCCAAAGAUCCUCCGACUUGGCAGCUCCUAGCCAAUCACAGCAAGAGCGUCAGCGACUCCAUUAAGUCCUUGGUAGCGUCGAUUAGAGACAAAGCGCCGGGACAGAAGGAAUGCGACGCGGCGAUUGUUAAAUUGUCUGCUAGAAUCAGAGAGCUGGACGCUGCUUCGCUCAGCGCGGUAUCACAGGCACUGACACCACGACGAGAGAACACUGUUCAAGGAUUCACGGAUCAGAUGGAAAGCAGUGCGAGCGAGUUGCGGGAAAAACUGGAGCCUCUGCGAACAGCUGCCAAAUACGAGGCUGAGAACGUGGGUCACGCUGUCAGCCAAGUAGCCUUGUAUUGCGAACCGUUAGUCUCCGGAGCCAUCGGUGCUGCCUCGAACAUGGUGCAGUCGAAACAACAAAUGGUGCUACUCGAUCAGACGAAAACUGUCGCUGAAUCUGCGCUGCAACUUGUCUGCGUGACUAAGGAGACUGGCGGUAAUCCGAAGGCCAUUAAACUGCACGCAGAGGUCGACGAAACUGUGGAGUCCACGAAAGACGCGCUGCAAGAAUUACAGAAUACUUUGGAAACCAUUUCUACAUCGAACGGCAUUGUCACUGGACUAAUCGAUACCAUCUCGCGGGCUAUGGUCAGGUUGGAAGAUCAUAGGAUGUCUACCAUUGACACGGUUGAUUCUUAUGUGGAUUAUCAGACCAGGAUGGUGGAGGCUGCUAAGGAGAUUGCACGACUGGCGCAAGAGAUGUCAACAAAGUCGAGCACCGACGUGGCCAGGCUCGGUCCACUCGCAGUGGACAUCUCCCACAAGUACAUGCAAUUGGCUCGCGACACUUCCGGUGCCUCGGCAGCAGCAUCCAACGCUGACGUGUCCGCUAGACUCCGCACAGGUGUGCAAGAACUUGGUCGAGCUUGCGCCGACAUAGUCCGCGCUGCAGGAACUUGUCAGAUAUCGCCUGGCGAUGCUUACGCUCAAAGAGAAGUGGCAGAACAUAGCAAGAACGUGACGGAGAAGGUGUCUCAGGUGUUAGCCGCGUUGCAAGCGGGCUCCCGAGGCACGCAAGCUUGCAUCAACGCGGCCAGCACAGUGUCAGGCAUCAUCGGAGACCUGGACACCACGAUCAUGUUCGCCACUGCUGGAACACUGCACGCGGAGAACGAGGGCGACACCUUUGCCGAUCACAGAGAGAACAUUUUGAAGACGGCCAAAGCUCUGGUGGAGGACACUAAAACGCUCGUCGCUGGCGCAGCCUCCUCGCAAGAACAAUUGGCUGUGGCCGCACAGAAUGCUGUGUCGACGAUUGUCCAGCUCGCCGAAGUUGUGAAAUACGGUGCUGCUAGUUUGGGCAGCCAAAAUCCCGAGGCCCAAGUGAUGCUCAUCAACGCGGUGAAAGACGUAGCCUCUGCCCUCGGUGAUCUCAUACACGCCACCAAAGCUGCCAGUGGCAAGCCCAUCAACGACCCAAGCAUGGCGCACCUGAAGGACUCUGCCAAGGUGAUGGUAACGAACGUAACAUCCUUACUGAAGACGGUGAAGGCCGUGGAGGACGAGCACACGCGCGGCACGAGAGCUCUCGAAUCAACGAUAGAGGCGAUCGCCCAAGAGAUCCGUGCCCUGAACACGCCGGAGACCCAGAAGAUGAACGUGACCCCGGAGGACCUGGUCCGCUGCACCAAGAGUAUCACAAUGUCAACAGGAAAAGCAGUCGCGGCAGGAAACAGCUGCAAGCAAGACGACAUUAUCGCGGCGGCGAACAUGGUGCGCAAGGCCAUCAGCGACAUGUUGACCAUCUGCAAAGGCGCAGCGUACAAUUGCGCUGAGACGGCCGAGCUCAGGGACAGGACUCUCCAGGCUGGCCACGAUGUGGCGAUGAACUACAGGGAACUGCUGCAAGCGAUCCUGCAGAUCGCCUCCAGGUCUGGAGAUGCUAAGCACACUCUGGUGCCGAUAUCGAGGAAGAUCGCUCAGAGCGUGACAGAGCUGGUAGCUGUGGCAGAGUUGCUGAAGGGGAAUGACUGGGUGGACCCUGAUGACCCGACCGUCAUCGCGGAGAACGAGUUGCUGGGUGCUGCCGCUAGUAUUGAUGCUGCUGCCAAGAAGCUGGCUAGUUUGAGACCACGAAGAAGUAUUCAGGAAGCCAACGAAGACAUGAAUUUCGACGAAAUGAUCCUCGAAGCGGCAAAGUCGAUCGCAGCCGCAACAUCGGCCCUCAUCAAAGCAGCGAGCGCGGCGCAGAGAGAGUUGAUAGCAACAGGAAAGGUCUCCAGGACACCUCUGACAAGCUCCGACGACGGCCAAUGGUCCGAAGGCUUGAUAUCUGCCGCGAGAAUGGUCGCAGCCGCGACGCACAGUCUCGUGGAAUCAGCGAACGCGCUGGUCCAAGGCGUCAGUUCCGAGGAAAAGUUAAUCUCCAGCGCGAAGCAGGUCGCCAGCAGCACUGCACAGUUAUUGGUAGCCUGUAAAGUGAAAGCUGAUCCGGAUAGUGAGAGCACCAAGCGUUUGCAAGCAGCUGGAAACGCUGUGAAACGGGCUACCGACAACCUGGUAAGAGCUGCACAGCAAGCCAUCCAACAGGAAGAGGACCGAUCGUUGAUCCUGAACCGCAGAAUGGUCGGUGGCAUCGCUCAGGAGAUAAACGCGAGGUCGGAAGUGCUGCGUAUCGAGCGAGAACUGGAAGAAGCCAGAGGUAGACUGACAGCUAUUCGCCAGGCUAAGUACAAGAACCGACCGGACUUGGCCGACACCGACAACGAGGGCGAGCAGAGUGGCUACGAGAGCUAUACUACGAAGUACGAGACCAGGGCAUACGAUGCUCAGUCGCAAAUGAACCACAACUUGGACCAGCUGCAAUCAGCGACGCACAGCAUCAGCCAGCUCUCUGUCGACAGGCAAAACUUGGUCAGCCCCGAGAAGGUUCACUCUACUCAGAGCACUUUAGAGCGAAAGAUGAAGGACAGUCAAUAUCGAUCAGCUAUGGAGAGUCAGUAUGGGUCGGUGGAGAAAAAGUUCAGCGAGAAUCAGUAUGACAGAAGGUACACCCAAGAAAGUCCCUACUCUAUCGACAAGAAGUUUAUCGCUGAGAGUAGCCCAGGCCAGUUUAGCUCAAUCGAGAGGAAGAUCAAUCAGGAGAGCUACGGCUCUAUGGAGAGAAAACACAUGGAGGGUCCGUACCCACCUGUGCCUACCAUGACGUAUGCCCAAGUGUCACCCACGCGCAAGGUCUUCCAAGAGCAACAGCAACACGUUUAUGAUAAGUAUUCCCAGGAUCUCUAUUCUAACGACGAUCGGUCUUAUGAGCAAAAAUCAUACUCGCCAAGCCAAGAGCACAAGUAUUACACCGAUACCGUGGACAGAUUCUCAAGUCAUAGUCCAUUGAGCACCUUCCGGUCGGAUAAACACGAGCCACAACGUUUCAGUGGCCUUCCCCAAAACCAGACCUUCAAGAACGUCGAGACCAAGGUGGUUCCUGGUAGCAGAAUAGAAACUAUCACGACCAAGGUGUAUUCGUCAAUGCCUGGAAAGACCUCCACCAGCUCGAACUUCGAAUCCACGGAGGAAACUAAAGAGUACGCAACUUCCGGCAACGAGUUGUCCACGUUCAAGGCUGUCGAUAACGAUUCGCUCGAGGAACGCAUGCUGAAGCAGUCGAGGACGCACAAAGUCACCGAGAAGAAGACGGUCACUAUGACGACGUCCAGCAGGCAGGAGUCGAACACGAAGACCUUUCGAUUCGAGGAGAAAUAAUUAGGAUCAGAGAUGACAGAACAAGCAUCUCGAAAUGGAUUGCUCUAGAUUAGGUAUAGUGUUCUUCCUCACGCUAAAGUAGCAUGGAGACUGCGUCAGCUUGGCUCUUCGAUGCACAAAUGAGCUAAUAUGUUUGCGAUUAGGUUCUUUGUAAUAUUGUGUACAAGGGGGACAAAUUUUCCCCAAACGAAAUGUAAUUGUUAUUACGCAUUUGAUAUGACCAGCUGCGGUUAUCCGGCGAUGUCGAUUUCAACGAAUAGUUUGAGGUGUUUCAUUCAGCAUUUGAACAUCGAUCGUUGAUAUUCUUUCUUGUUUGUACGAUAGAUGAGACCGAGCACUGUAAAGCUGCGUCUCCACUGAAGCAAAUACGAGUUAUUUUCAUGUUCUAAAAUAUUAUUAAGAAAUACUAACUCGAAACAAUUUUGUCCACUCUAAAACAACGUAUAAAGGCUGGAUUUUUUAGAAGAUUUUCUUCUUGCAACUAGAGGCAGAGAGAAACAGAAAGUUUUUGCACAACUGAGCAAUCGAAUCUUUCAUUUUUCUCUCCACGAGCCUUCUACUGAAUCUUUGCAUUUAUCACUUUCGCCUGAAAUAUAUCUAUUUCUGCUGUCAUAUGUUUCAAAAUGUACUUCAGUUUUCUUUUAUUGGCCCUGCUUCGAAUAGAAACAGACAACACGGAAAUGGCAAUAUUUUCUCAAGAAACAUAAAACAUCAAGAGAAGUUUCUCAUUGUUGCUUCAGUGUAAGCAGGAUUUAGAGUUGCUGACUAUUCUCAUUCUAAACGCAUGGUCGUAUCAUGCCAGAAUUUUUAUGUAGUUUUUAACAAGAAACAACGGCCAAAGAUUGACAGCGAUACCUAAUUCGAUCUACUUUGCCGAUGCAGAGAGGAUUAGCUAACAGUGGAUGAAGUUUCGAAUUUUUCAAGUUAAGUAUGAAUUGGGUGCUGAUAAAUUUUGUAAUCGACACUGUCCGCGCUUAGAGAACGAUAGUAAUAUCAAUUUCUAAGAUCUUGAAGAUAGUAAAGAAUUUUUAGAGAUAUAAUAUGACCUUGACAGGUAGAACUAUAGUCACUUAGCACACAACGAUAUGGACCCUAUUGUCGUGACUUAGUGAUGGGUUUGACUGCUUGGGAACUGUGAGAAGUCAAUUAAUUUCCAGUUUCAAAUUGAACAGUUAAAAACGUCCUACUCCCAUAACAGAAGUGAUCGUUUUUUACUACUUUACAUGUUUUGUAUUUGCUGCUAGACAAUCAAUAAUACAGAUUAAGAGAUGAAAGCAAAUCACGUUUACUACCAAACCUCGUGUAAUAUAAUUGAUACUGAAAAACAAAGUAAACAUAGCUGAAGUGUAAAACUCUGAAUGCAAUAAUUUGACGGGUAGGAUUGUUAUGUUCAUUGGAAACUUAUGGAAUAAUGUUACUUUGAGUCACGUGUAAUACGUCAAUUAUAUUGAUUCAUUUCAAAUGCAUUAGAAUCAGAGAUGGGCAUAAUUUAAAAAUAUAAUUAUUAAGUUGCUAUGAUAUGCAAACAAAUGAAAUGUUACUGUAAAUAGCGAACGAAACCUCAGACAAACAUAAUCUUCAUCAUCUAGCUUACUCGUUUCUGGAUACAAAAUCGAUCAAGCAAAGCUGAUCUUUUAUUUUUAAUUAUAUAGAAAUAUAUAAUAUUUUAAAAAAUUCUUUUUAGUUAUAUUUCAUAAUAAAGCUUAGCUAUUUUCAGCAGCCUUGCAAUGAAGUACUAUUUUAACAACUUUUAACACUAAAUGAAAUAUUUUAUAUCCAUCGUACUAUGGAAAAUUUUAGAUAAAAAUUGUCUACUUGCCGUUUAAUAUUUAAAAUACUGUUUCACACAUCUCUGGUUAAAAUACAUUUGCAGAGAAGUAACCACGGACUCCAAGUAUCGCAGAAGGUGCCGUUUCGUAAAGGACCAUCCAAUUGUAAACUUGAGAGACUUUAAUUAUAAAAAUAAUUUAUUACUUGGCUGCGGAUCUUUAUGUAAAAUGAAAAUUUUUAUGACAAUUCUAACAAAUACAAUUGAACAACCUUUUUAAAUCUUUUGAUAACUUCGGUACAAUCUUGUAUUUUAUUCACUAACUCUUGUCAUACGUGCAUAAAAUCCGCAGUUUAUUUAUUACACUUAACAAACUGUUCUCGUACUUUGCUAAUAUUACAAUGGAUCAUCCAUGACUGUAUUACUCACCUGGAUGACAUUGUCUCGACAUGCCAUUGCAAGAAUGUGUUUGCAACAGAGCUUUUGCUAAGGAGAAUCGAAUUCUUCCCCAAAGUUCUUCUUAGCUGUUGAAACCUCGGUCAGAACAACAUUUAAGAUGUUUUGUAACAGAUCCUGGAGAAGCUGGAUUGCCAUAAAAGCAGAUAAAACCGCGAACUCUCUUGACAAUAAAUCAAGGGGUGAAGUAAAUGGCAUGAAAUCCGCUAAAAACAGGUACUGAAAUCUCAAACUCGAAAGUAGUAAAAAGUUACGUCCGCAUCGUAAAUCUAAUUUAACACUAGAUCUACGGAACUCACUCCAGUAGCGAGUUUCAAAUGUUUUAAUUUAUGAUUACGGCAGUUGCAUUUGUGGGAAAUUAUUUUAUAAAUUUCUUUCUUUCGAUUCUCGUUAUGAUAUAAGUUGUGCAAAAUCUAGACAAAUAUAAUUAUUUUUAUAAAAUGAUAUAAAACGGUCAUCUUUAUAGUGGUCCGUACUUCUAGUGUUAAAUUUAGUCUCUAACAACGCCUUCGUAUGAUAAUCUUCGUAACCGAACGAUAGAGAAGUGUCCUUAGAUAGUAAUAUGUGCUUUCGAAGCUAGCCUUUCUAAGAAUAAUUAUCUGCCCGAUGCAAUGGACAAUAACCGUCCGAAGAAGAAACGAAUUCGAAGCACUUUUGCAUUGUCGAAUUGUAUAAUAUUUAUUUAAGAUACUAAGCGAAAUUUAAGGAAAUAGUAAGCCUUGUGUAACAUGUUGAAAAUUAAAUGGUCGUUUGACAUUUCUUUUUUGAUAUCUCAAAGAUUAGUUCCUUACUAAUAAAGUAAUAAUAAAAUUUUAGUGACGAAAAAUGAUUGAAACUCCGGUAACUGACAAUCUAAAAUAAUAUUGCCUUUUUAUAGUUUUAUGUGGUACUUGCUCAAUCUCUUUUCAAUGACAGUCAUGCACAAUUAUAGAUGCUUGAAAAUAGUACCGAUUUUAAUUUAUACAAAAUGUGCGAGGAUGUAUGUAAAGUUUUAAAAAAUCAGGUGAACUUUGGAAUUAUCUUGCAAAUCUCAAAGCAGUGGUUUUUAAUAAAACACUUUUAAACAUUCAUGUAAUUGAAACUAUAUUAAUUUUUAAUCAUUAUUAUAUGGAAUUUAUCGUGAAAUUCGAUGAUAGCACUAUCGUGUUAAAACAUUUGUGUAAAUUCCAUUUGUUCACAUGUUACACGAGACCUUACUCCAAAGCCUUCCAAUGCUAAUUCAAUUUUUAUACGAUCUAAAAUCGGGUAAAUAAACAAGUGUAUGUGUGUAUGUUCAAUAGUAUUUUAUACCAAAAUCUAAAAAUACCGACACGAAAUGGAUAAAUACUUUGAUUCCAAACUUGUAUAAACAUUUUUAUUGAAACUUUAUAAAAUUAUGGCUGAUGACAUAAACUUCUUUGAAGAAUGGAACUGCGUGAAUAGAACAUACUUCAUUAAUUACGCAAAAAUAUAAAUGAACAGAUAAAACCAUAAUUCAAAUAUGAUAUCCAUUGCUUUUUACAAAAGAAUGUCGACUUUCUCAUCCAACAGAAUCACUAACUUCACAUUAAAAAGUCGCAAUCGGUUCCGUCCAGUCAUUUCUGAAAAAUCAUUUUGUAAAAUCACUUUUUAUACCAUAAAAUUUAUACUGCAAAAUUCUAUCUAUAUAUAUAUUUAAGUAAUUUAUAUUCUUGAAAUUCUUUAGAAUGAUCACAGUUGAUUAGUGACCAAGUGUUUCUCUUAUACAACAGAACGAAUGUUCCAUUAAGAAUACUUCAUUACUAUAAUAUACUAUUAAGCGUACACAUAAUGCCCAUUUCCAGUUAGAGAUACAACCCACAUAAGAAACUUUAUUAACAAUUUUGACAUGAAACAUGAAAGUGAGGAAUUACUGUACAUAACAAUGUUUCUACAAAGAAGACGACCUUAUCUAAAAGCUUUUCUAUGAUUGUAUAAUUUUUAAUACUACUUCUAAGCUAUUACUAGGAAAGAAAUUUUUACAAGAAUUCGACGAGUAAGGAAUACAAUCGCCUGCCUGUUCACGGCUAAAACGAAAUGCCUUUGUAAAAAUGAAAUAAUAGCUGAUGCCACCUCGUUGUUGUACGAUAGGGGACUAUCGAGAACCGCAGACAAGCCACGCCCGUUUUAAUUUAGUUCUAAUUUAUCGUAAUUUUAAGUUGGAAAACCACGGAUUAACAAGAGAAGCAACAUAUCAUUUAAUUUUAUUAACUUUCCGAGUUACCGUGCGGCGUCGAGCCACGGUUUCUACACCCUUCCCCUCCCACGAUUAACAUUUUCCGUUUUCGGAAUUAACAUUAAUAUUUAAGUCUUUCUUUGUUCUGAAGGUUAUCAGUUUGCUUGAAUCUGUGCCCUCUCUCACCUGUAAUAUGUCUCUCAGCUCCCUGCUGUUGCAUGAUUUUCAUUUCCUUUUAAGGCGAUUAUCUGGUCUAGAAUAUCUUGGAUUUUGAGAUUUUUAAAAAGCAAUCUGAAGAUUGUUUUUCAUUGAUUCUUUGCAUAUGUAUUUGCUUUUAUUUGGAGUGUACAAUACAUUAUUUUAAACUAGAUAAUUUAAAAGCAGUAUUUCUUUGAACAAAAAGGCUUUUUAAGAAGUGUUUUAAUUAUUUUUUUAAAAGAAAUUUGGAAUUUUUCUGUAUUGGUUGUUUGUACAUAUAUUUGCUAUUAUUAGGAGUAUACAAAUGCAUCUUUUCAUACCAAAAUAUCUAAAACUAGGAGCUGCACUUAGAACAAGAAGUUCUUUUAAAAAAGAGGUGACCUAAUAGCUGACAUAAUUGCUGUUGCCUUGAUAAUUUGAAAUACAAAGAAUGAAGGAACUAUUUAUUACGAUGAAUGUGGUUAAUGACCAAAAUGUAUAAAAUAAUUUCAUUAUUAAGAACAAAUGACAGACCUUGCAAUUGAAGUUUCGUUCUUAAUAACAAAAAAUUGAGGAAAGUUGAUAUUUAUUGAAGAUGUUGGUUCAGACAAAACUAAAGUCAUCUGCAGCGAUGGUUUUGAAUACAUGUACUCGAAGAAAAUACAACAAAAGAUUAUUUCGAAAUUCUAGACCAGACUACUCCCUGGUACGGCGGUGGCUCGUUUUCGAUGACUUCGUUGUCGAUUCGUCGACUAUAUCCAGUCAGGACUGUCCAAUUCGACAGACAAGAAAGUCAAACACGAAAAAAGAUUUUAUACAAAAAUUAUGUGCGCUUGUUUUUAGAAACGUUUAUACAUUCGGUAUACAUUUGUUUAUACAUUAAAGAUUUAUACGUUUAUACAUUUAUAAAUUUACAAAAGUUAUUUGCGAUUCUAAAUUGAACGUUACACUCGACAAAAUUUGAUGCUUGUUUAUAUUUUAUUGUUUAAAUGGAGAAAAAUGAAUAGACUGUAGAUCUCUCUAUAAAUUUACAAUUUUAUAAAAACUAAAACGAAAGAAAAAUUUCUUAUAGUAAAAGUAAAAAUACGAAUAUUAUUAAUUCUGUUCGACGGUCGGCAUUUUAGAUGGAAAAUUUAAUUAUUUAUUGUUCGAUUACCAAUUGAGUUCGAAUUUCUGAGCAGACGGAUAGUGACAAAAGGAUCUCUUACCGAGCUUUAUUAAAGAUUGGAGGAACGUGAAUGUAUAAAAAAAGAACUGUAUUUUCAGAAAGUUGCGAUAGGACAGUGUUGGACAGACCUGUCCCGAGUGAUGAAUUAGUGCAAUUAUUGUUAGCGUCUCGAGGGUAGAUAAAGUGUUGUAAAUAGGUGUUAAAUAAUCCACGCGACGGAUUUGGCGAAUUAAGAGGAAAUACGUUUACGGAAACAGAAAGAAAAUAAAGGAUGAAAAGUGCCUAAGUAUAAUGAGCUGCCGCUUUUUUAUAUGCUCGUAGAGAACGUAGGUGAUUUUCUUUUUUUAAUAUUACCAAAAAUCGAAUGCUUUAUUAAUGUCCGGUAACGCGCGAUAAUGAAAUCGAAAAGAAAAUCCGGCAAUCCCUGAGCGUGAAGGAGAUCGUCCCGACAAAUCGAAGAAAAAACAAAUUGAUUAUGAAACUUUUCCAGAGUGAUGCAUAUUUAUAUAUGGUGGUGCUCAAAAAAAAGUUUAAAGCCAGUGUUCUCUAAUUGACACUUUCUUUUAUUGCAUUCACAUUGAUUAGUUUUUGUCAUGCAGGUAAAAACAGUGAAUAUUCAAUGUUUUGCAUUAAAAUUCAAGCCUUGAACGACGGCGUGUCUGAGUCCAUUUUGACCCAGCAUGUUGCCAAUAUCGUUCAACAAUGAAACCCUUAAUCAUUCAUUUAACAUUAAACCUAUCAGAGUCAAACUAACGGUUUCUCAUUUUACAAUUAUGAAAAUUAUGAAGACCCUUUUUUGGGAAAUGGUUGGAUCAAUUAUGUGCUAUCUUCUCAGUUGUAUGAGACGAUACAUGCCACGAUCACGUUUACUGCCCGGUAGGUUUAGUGAUAAAUUAAACGGAAAUCGAAGAUUCUAGAUCAAGUACUCUUAAAAAUGUGUUCGAACAAUUUUAUAAACAACUGCCGAAAUGCAGCUAAGCCUUGUCACCUGUGCAAUCGUGAAAGAUCUUCGCUCUUCGAUCUUUCCCAUUUUCGUAUACAGGGUGUUCCACAACUCCCGUUCCAUCCGGUGAGGAGCGAUCGCUGAGGGAAUUUUGAAGAAACUUUUUUCUCA
Molecule: messenger RNA, 15721 nt
Organism: Megalopta genalis
Lineage: Eukaryota; Metazoa; Arthropoda; Insecta; Hymenoptera; Halictidae
Gene: rhea
Product: Talin_middle and talin-RS domain-containing protein rhea
Biological process (GO): cell-cell adhesion; actin cytoskeleton organization
Cellular component (GO): cytoskeleton; plasma membrane; cytoplasm
Molecular function (GO): actin filament binding; integrin binding; structural constituent of cytoskeleton
Source: RefSeq, a predicted model, not a curated record